AUCCUACGCAGCUUUCCUUAUCCUUCACCCCUCCACAUCGUACUAUAUUUCUCUAUUUCUACUUCCACACCUCUCUCUCUCUCUAUCCUACGCAGCUUUCCUUAUCCUUCACACAAACCCCCCCCCGGUCGCACUAUAUUUCUCUCUUUCCACUCCACCUCUCUCUCUCUCUCUCUCUCUCUCUCUCCUGUCUCAUUUCAAUAGUAGCAUCAUUUUAUUUACUCUACCAGUCUACCCGACUGAGAGAGGGGAAGAGAGAGAUGGGUUUGGUGUUCGAUGUAACUUGAUCUUCUAGAGAGAGCAAGAGAGAUGGGUUUGGUGUUUGGAAAUGUGAUCUGCUGUGAUUUGGGGUGAUCUGGGUUUAGGGCUUUCAAGUUUAGUGCUUGAUUCUUCUUCUUCUUCAAGCGCCAUUUCUAAUGGCUGGUAGUAAAGAAGUCGACCUCAAUGAGUCCAAGAUGGUGGUUCCACUAAACACAUGGGUCCUGAUCUCCAAUUUCAAGCUAGCUUACACUCUUCUCCGUCGCCCGGAUGGCACUUUCAAUCGCCAUUUGGCAGAGUUUCUUGACAGGAAAGUGCCUGCCAAUGCUAACCCGGUUGAUGGGGUUUUCUCAUUCGAUGUGAUAAUUGACCGCGAGAUUGGCCUACUUAAUCGAGUCUAUCGCCUUUCUGACACUGAAGGUCUUCCUACUAUGGUUGAACUUGAAAAGCCCUUGACCUCUGAUAUUGUCCCAGUUAUUAUUUUCUUCCACGGCGGAAGCUUUGCUCACUCCUCUUCGAAUAGUGCUAUUUAUGACACACUUUGCCGCCGCCUAGUGGGCAUUUGUAAGGCUGUUGUGGUAUCAGUUAACUACCGGAGAGCACCUGAAAACCAAUACCCUUGUGCCUAUGAUGAUGGAUGGGCUGCUCUUAAGUGGGUGAAUUCAAGGCCUUGGCUUCAAAGCCAAAAGGACUCGAAAGUUCAUAUAUACUUGGCUGGAGAUAGCUCUGGGGGUAAUAUUGUUCAUAAUGUUGCUUUGAGAGCUGUAGAAUCGGGGAUUGAAGUAUUGGGAAACAUAAUGCUGAACCCGAUGUUUGGUGGGGAGAUGAGAACUGAAUCGGAGAAGCGUUUGGAUGGGAAAUACUUUGUUUCUAUCCAAGAUCGGGAUUGGUAUUGGAGGGCAUUUCUUCCUGAAGGGGAGGAUAGGGACCAUCCAGCGUGCAACCCGUUUGGUCCAAAAGGUAUAAGCCUUGAUGGAAUCAAAUUCCCAAAGAGUCUUGUGGUCGUGGCUGGUUUCGAUCUUGUUCAGGAUUGGCAGUUGGCUUACGUUGAAGGGCUAAAGAAGUAUGGCCAAGAAGUGAAGCUUUUAUAUUUGGAGCGGGCAACAAUUGGGUUCUACUUGUUGCCAAACAAUGACAACUUCUACACUGUUAUGGACGAAAUAAGUGAUUUCGUUAAUUGUUAAUUGUUAAUAGACGUAAUCUUUUACUGACGCCCGACAAUACUUGAAAGCUUGACCUUGGCCACAGUUGUUAUCUCCUGCAAAUAUGCAUGUUUGCAAUUGUUUGAACUUUAGUACUCUGUAGUUGGUUUUUGUAAUUGCUGUUGUGCUACUUCGGUUGGUCUGGUUCAUCUCUGGCGAGAUAGCUGGCCUUUGGGAUGAUGAUUGAAGAAGGCAAUUGGUUCAGCAACUAGCUGGAUUGGAAAGCUGUCUCUAUAUUGGCUCUCAGGUGUUUGGACUAUGAGUAAUGUGGUUUUAUGUAUUUAGUGAUCAUAGGCGGCAAAGCCGUUUUAACUCUGUUUAGCAGAUCUACCGAAUCAAGAAAAUUACCCUUUCUGCCUGCUGUUGACAGAGGAGAGUAAGCUUUGAAGUGUCGGGGUAAUGUUUGGUGGCUGAUCAAUCCUAGGUCGGUGCUAGCUAACGUUUCAUAUAUGGCUAAUCAUGUGACAUGAAUGAAAAAUAUCCAUUGUACUGUAUAUAUGUGUAUGAUGUUUUGAUGCAAACGUUUUAGAACUAUAUGAGGAAGUUUGUUUAUCUAUUGUAUUUGUUGGCUUGUUCGCCUUC
Rhododendron vialii is the source of this 2042-nucleotide messenger RNA. Its product is annotated as gibberellin receptor GID1C-like. Gene Ontology annotation, biological process: positive regulation of gibberellic acid mediated signaling pathway; floral organ morphogenesis; raffinose family oligosaccharide biosynthetic process. Gene Ontology annotation, cellular component: nucleus; cytoplasm. The transcript is spliced from 2 exons. The record is from RefSeq and is a predicted model, not a curated record. The coding region runs from base 417 to 1442 and encodes 341 amino acids. Gene Ontology annotation, molecular function: gibberellin binding; hydrolase activity. Lineage: Eukaryota; Viridiplantae; Streptophyta; Magnoliopsida; Ericales; Ericaceae.